Messenger RNA from Pocillopora damicornis (cauliflower coral), 1930 nucleotides. RefSeq lists its product as uncharacterized. Lineage: Eukaryota; Metazoa; Cnidaria; Anthozoa; Scleractinia; Pocilloporidae. The record is from RefSeq and is a predicted model, not a curated record.
GUCAUCCCACAGGUUCUCACUUUGAAGCAAGGAAAAAAAAUUCAACAGAUGAUUCAUCUUUAUCCACAGCAGCCAUCAUUGGCAUCAGCGCAGCUGGACUUGUAGCCAUCCUUGUGGUGAUUGGUACAGUUGUUUACUGGAAGAAGUAUCACCACCGUUCACGCCUGCGUGCUGCAUACUACAAUGAUAUCUCCAUGCAUGACCCUCUGUAUGAAGACUUUGGCCCUGAAGUUGCAUAAUUAAGAAGUUUUGCUUUGCUAUGUGACAGUGGCACAGCUACAGUCAGCAUGGAUGUUUUAAUGCAAUCGACAAUCUUCAACAAAAUGAUUGAGGCAGCCUUCCAUUUGACUUGAAAAACAGCCAAUCCAUAUAUUCUGUCUCCAUUCCCAUACCGUGUGACAAAGUUGAUACUUUGUGGGUACCGUACUUUGUGUGCUCAUAUCUUCCUAGUGAACAAGGCUAGAAGGAUUGGGUCAGGGAAAGUAACAAAGUGAAUUCAGUGGUUCAGUCAACUGUACUUUAUUUCAUAAAUGAAACUUGAAGGCAAAAUUUUCAAACAUUUUGUGGAAGAUUGUGGGAAGUACUGUUCUUCGUGCUUGUUUCAACUUUCUUUACCUUUCCCUUUUUAUUGUUGUUGUUUGUUAAGGCAAAGGUUAUUUUUUGCUUUCUUUGUAAGAUAUGAUUAUGGAAUAGCUGGUGUUGUGGUGUAGGUAUCGAUUAAUGUGUUUUUAUUUAUCUAUUUCUUAAUCUUUGAUUUUGGUUCUCUUGUCAUCUGGUUAUCACACCAUUUUGGCGCACGCAUGGUCUUGAAUUACAGCCUACUGUUACAGUAGUUGUUUCACAGCAAAGUACAGACAUCACACCUUUAUGUGCUCUAAGGCUUAACUAGCAAAGCGAGGCUGAGAAUAUUUGAAACUUGGCUGCUGGCUAAAGCUAUUCAUGAUAAAGCUGGCCAUAUUUAAAUGUAAAAUGUUAAAUUUGUCAAAUUUCACUAAAAUAUUAUAAGGUAUGUAGUAGUUGGUACAGAAACUGCACGUAAAAUAGUUCAUAAUCCUUCCAGAUUGAUAUAAUAUCUCCGUGUGAGGAAGGAUUGACCUUCCAUUUUGUGAGGGUUGGGAGGAUAGUUAUAAACAUUUCGGCAGCCAUCUCUUAGUUCAAGUGAGAAGUUUGCGUGAUUAGUGUUACUGGAUUUUGUCACGCAAGUGAACUGCGCACCUACCCCUCCCCUAACCCAACAUUAACCCUAACUUUUUACCAGUUGACUGUUAUUGGGAUAGGGGAGUGGUAGGUGCGUAGUUACUCAGAUACUGGCAUUAAUUCUUGUCAGUUAUAUAGAACACUUCUUCCUUAACCCUUUAACUCCCAGAAGUGAUCAACAUGAAACUUCUCCCUAUUACAUGCUCACAUCGUCCAGCAAAAAGCUAAUGAGAAUAUUCUAACUUAUCAGGUAGAAGUUAUCUUGAUCUAACACCAAAUUCUCAUAAUUAACUUAUAAGGAUACGUGUAGCAGCUAGAGGGGAGAAUUGAAAAUUAGAUCUUGGGAGUUAAAGGGUUGAAGCUGCAAGCUUAUCUGAUGGUUAAAAUAAUUUAGAAUGAACGAAGUUGUGCAACUUUCUGUUACCUUGAUCGCACAAUAUUUAGUGCUGCAAUACUGUGAUGAAAUAGCGUAGCUCGAGGAGAUUAGUGAUGGAAGCUGAUCAUGAGUGUCUUAAUAAUGCGUUUAUACUUUUUUUUUUUGUCAGGCAGUAGCUAUUUUUAGUACCUGUGGUAAGCUGGAAAUGUAAACAUGUACAUAACUUUUACUUAUAAACGGGUUCGGAAACUUCCUUAGGCGACGAACGUGUGAAUUCUAUCGAUGUUUUUAAUGUUGAAUUUUUGGAAGUAAAUCAAUAAACGUAGCCAUGAUACACGUAAUGACGCAAAACAGAAA